AUGAGAGAAUACUCCAAGAUGUUUUGCUCUCCAAUAGGUGUUUUGGGCUUUGUGACCCUGUUUCUCUCUCCCAUUGCUGCUGCCACCGCCGGUCACCCCCACCACAAACAGCAGGUGGGAGAUAGGAUUACGAAGCUUCCCGGACAACCGGAAAGUGUCACAUUCUCUCAAUACUCCGGCUAUGUUACCGUGGACAAGGCCAUGGGCCGGGCUUUAUUCUACUGGUUAAUCGAAUCGCCGGCUGGUAAGAAGCCCACAUCAAAGCCACUUGUUCUGUGGCUCAAUGGUGGACCUGGCUGCUCAUCUGUGGCCUAUGGGGCCUCUGAAGAGGUGGGCCCUUUCAGGGUUCAGCCGGAUGGAUUGACGCUGAAAUUGAGUCCCUAUGCUUGGAACAAAGUGAUGGUUUUGGUCAUGCAGAGGCCAACUUGCUCUUCCUUGACUCACCGGCUGGUGUUGGCUUCUCCUACUCAAAUACUUCAACCAANGGGCUUUGUGACCCUGUUUCUCUCUCCCAUUGCUGCUGCCACCGCCGGUCACCCCCACCACAAACAGCAGGUGGGAGAUAGGAUUACGAAGCUUCCCGGACAACCGGAAAGUGUCACAUUCUCUCAAUACUCCGGCUAUGUUACCGUGGACAAGGCCAUGGGCCGGGCUUUAUUCUACUGGUUAAUCGAAUCACCGGCUGGUAAGAAGCCCACAUCAAAGCCACUUGUUCUGUGGCUCAAUGGUGGACCUGGCUGCUCAUCUGUGGCCUAUGGGGCCUCUGAAGAGGUGGGCCCUUUCAGGGUUCAGCCGGAUGGAUUGACGCUGAAAUUGAGUCCCUAUGCUUGGAACAAAGAGGCCAACUUGCUCUUCCUUGACUCACCGGCUGGUGUUGGCUUCUCCUACUCAAAUACUUCAACCAAUCAAAUUACUGGGGACCAGAAAACAGCCAAAGAUGCCUACACAUUUCUUAUCAAAUGGUUUGAAAGGUUCCCUCAGUACAAGCACAGGCCAUUCUACAUUGCUGGGGAAAGCUAUGCAGGUCAUUACAUUCCUCAGCUAUCCCAAAUCAUAGCCAGAUUCAACAAGGGUAUCCACAACCCUAUUAUUAAUUUCAAAGGAUUCUUGUUGGGCAAUCCACUUAUUGAUGAUUAUUAUGAUAACAUUGGAACAUUUGUAUACUGGUGGAGCCAUGGUUUGAUCUCAGACUCUACAUAUGAGGCACUAAAUAAUUCGUGUCCUCAAGAUUCAUUUCUAUUUCCACGAAAAAAUUGUAACGACGCUCUUAUGAGUGCCAUAUCGGAGUUUGGAGACAUCGAUCCUUAUGGUAUUUACGGCAGUCCUUGUUUGGAUCUCGGGACCACACUUCAUCACAACUUAAGAUAUCCUUUGCCAUCAUGGACUUUCGGAGGGAAUGAUCAAUGCAUUGUGAAGUACACGAAAACGUACAUGAAUCGUCUAGAGGUGCAAAAAGCUCUUCAUGCAAACGUUACUCGAAUUCCUCAUCCUUGGAUGCCUUGCAGCGAUGUUAUAAGGAGUAGUUGGAGUGAUUCUCCCAGAUCAAUGCUUCCUAUCUUUAAAGAACUCAUUGCAGAUGGCCUCAGGAUAUGGGUCUAUAGUGGUGACACUGAUGCUGUUUUGCCUCUCACUGCUACACGAUAUUCCAUCAAAGCUCUAAACCUCAGGACCACUACAGAUUGGCAUGCCUGGUAUGACAAUCAACAGGUUGGUGGGUGGAGCCAAGUGUAUGACGGUCUGACCUAUGUGACAGUGAGGGGAGCAGGGCAUGAAGUUCCACUAGGUCGCCCUCGGCUUGCACUGACUUUGUGCCAGGGGCACUACUGGACGAUCUGGGCAUGCGAUGCGGGUGGUGCCAAGGCGAGUGAGGAUAUAGGCGCUACGGCGAGGGCGCCUGAUAUGCCAGCGAGGGAGCCUGAUGUUCCAGCAGGGGUGAUGUCGGGAGCUAGGGGCACUAUUAAAUGA
This is a messenger RNA of Ilex paraguariensis (yerba mate), 1965 nucleotides long. The record is from the annotation of a GenBank genome assembly. NCBI's taxonomy places the organism in Eukaryota, Viridiplantae, Streptophyta, Magnoliopsida, Aquifoliales, Aquifoliaceae.